This is a messenger RNA of Hirundo rustica (Barn swallow), 3036 nucleotides long. Its product is annotated as radial spoke head 10 homolog B-like. The record is from RefSeq and is a predicted model, not a curated record. NCBI's taxonomy places the organism in Eukaryota, Metazoa, Chordata, Aves, Passeriformes, Hirundinidae. The coding region runs from base 115 to 2640 and encodes 841 amino acids. The transcript has 20 exons.
GGUUCGGCACCAGCCCGGCCCCGCCGCCCUCAGCCGGGGCUCGGUCCUGGCCCGGCCCCGCCGCCCCUCAGCCGGGGCUCGAAGGGAAGUACACAUUUAGACAAUUCAGUAGCUAUGAUAAAAGGCAAGAAGAAAGAUGCCAAGAAGAAAGAUGCCAAGAAGGGUGGUAAGAAGGCAACUGGUGAGAAGUCAGAAGGAUCUCUAGCUGCUACAGCUGAGAGUAGCUUAACAGCGCUGGCAGAUUUGCAGAAUGAGAGAGUGAGUGAAGAAACUCAGGCAAUUCCAGAAGCACCAGAGCCAGGGAAGGAACCACCAGUCGAGCCUGUUCCCCCAAUCCACGAGGAGCCUCUUCUUGCUCAAGUGAUUGUAGAAAGUUAUGAAGGUGAACAAGUUGAUGAAUUCUAUGAGGGCGAAGGAUUUAUCUGUUUUGAGGGAGGAAAUACAUACAAGGGUCUAUUUUCUGGAGGGUGUAUGAAUGGAGAAGGAACUUACACGUGGGCUGAUGGAGUAAAGUACGAGGGAACAUUUACUAAGAAUGUGCUGAUGUGUACUGGCCGUUAUACCUGGAAUGAUGGCAGUGUUUACGAAGGAUCAAUCCAAGAGGGACUUAGGCACGGAUAUGGAAUUUUCAGGAGUGGUACUCAUCCAAUUUCUUACGCUGGUUAUUGGUGCAAUGGCAAAAGACAUGGAAAGGGUACAAUUUGUUAUGAUCAGGAGCAGACCUCCUGGUAUUCGGGUGAUUGGGUAAAUAAUGUCAGAGAAGGAUGGGGAGUGAGACGCUACAGGUCUGGAAAUACCUAUAAAGGUCAGUGGAAGAAAAAUCUACGACAUGGAUAUGGACAAAUGAAAUGGCUGACAGAUAAUCAAGAGUAUGUAGGACAGUGGGAGUGUGGCAUGCAGCAUGGUUAUGGCAUCCACACAUGGUUUUUGGAGAGAAUGGAAAUGUCUCAGUAUUCUCUACGGAAUGAAUACAUGGGUGAUUUUGUAAAAGGCAAGCGCCAUGGACAUGGGACGUUUAUUUAUGCUGGUGGAGAAAUAUACAGUGGAGGAUGGGUGCAUAAUAAGAAGCAUGGCAUGGGCACAAUUAUCUUCAAGGACGGGCAUGGUUUUCAAGGAAAGUUUGUCAAUGAUCAUUUGGUGUGGUGUCCUGUUCGUCAAGAGACUGCUGUGAAAGCCAAAAACCUGAGGGCCACUAGCAAAAGAGAGCAUUCUGAAAAGACCACAACCAUUAAUGCCUUGGGAAGGACUUCUAUUCUGGGAUCAGAUAUUGAUUUGAAGGUAUUUCUACUGCUUGACUUGUUGCCAAGGGAAGACAGAGAGAAAGAAGUGGAACAGGCAGAAAUAGCUGUGUUGAAGCAUAUUUCAAAACUGAGAAAAGUCUACUACUUCUACAGUACCUUAGGCUGCAGUCCUUCUCCUGACGGCACUCACCUCAUGACUAGGCUGAAGUUCUGGAGGUUUCUGAAGGACUGCGAGUUUCAUCUCUCCUCCAAAACUCUCGCUGAGAUGGAUCGGCUCCUGAGAGAUGAUAAAGCACUUAAGAAAAUACAUUGUCCAGAUGAGAUAAUUCUGUUUGGAACAUUUGUAUUCUACCUUCUUUGCCUGGCAUUUCAUAUCUAUCAUGAAGAGUUCAAAGACAAAGUUCCUCGUCUGCAGAAUUGUUUCCUAGAAAUGAUGGCCAGGAAUGUUCUGCCCUCUGCCUGUCAUGUCCAAGGUAUCUUAUAUUCUGGUGUAGAAUUCACAUCUUUUGCCAUGAGCUACUUUGACAAAUGCUGGGAAAUAUAUGAAGAUUUUUGUAGACCAAGUCCUAGACCUCCAUUUGAACCCACAGUGAAGCUGAGGCAAUUCCUCUGGAUGUUGGAUGAUUUUAAACUUCUCAGCGAAGAAUUAACUGCUCCAAGAGUUUUGGGAAUUUUUGUCAAAGUUGGUGCCUUUGUACCUGGCAUCCAUGAUGUCAACUUUGAGCUGGAGAUGGUUUUUCUGGAAUUUUUUGAAGCUCUUCUUGAAUGUGCAUUGGUGUAUGUAACCGAGGAUAUGAUCCUGAAGAAAGAAGCUCAAGAUAAUCAGAAAAAAAGUAGCUUGGAAAUCAAGGAGUUCUCCAAGGAAACCUCAGCGGUGUCUCCCACAGAACAUUCUCUUUCCCAGCCACCAAGACCUUGUGAAGACACAAAGCUUGCUCAUCACUCUUCUCUACUGGAAACUCUUCUCUCAUUUCCUGUAACUCCUGGAGAAAGCAAAGAUGAUGUGUCAUUGCCCACCAAGGAUGUAAAAGAAGACCAAGAUUUCCUUCUAGAAAAGGAACUGUCAGAUGAGGCAAAAGAAGAUAAAGACGAACAAAAGGAGCUAUUUAGUUUCUGGAUACGUCAGGUGGAAACUUUUUUCACAACUAAGUUCUUCCCUGCUUUUGAGCAUGAAAGAGUGCUGAGGGAUAAAAUAAAAGAAAACAAAAAGCAGGAUGCUGAAUUAGCUGGGCUGAGAAAGACGCAGGCUGAGGAGCUGGAAAGACUUAUUGCUGAAAAAGAAGUAGAAGAGGCAAAAAGGCGAGAAGCAGCUCUGUUAGAGGAGAGAGCCAAGUCCAGAGGACAAGUCUCAAAGAAAGACAUGUCUAGGAAGAGAGUCCUCCCCCGGCCAGGUCUCUAGCUGGGGAAAGAGGCACCCAAGAGAGAACCCUCACCAAAGAAAAGAGGCCCACAAGGCAGCAGAGCCUGAGGAGGAAGAGGCAGAGAAGGCAGCACCCACAGGUACCAAGGCACCUGCUGACAGAAGAAGAAAGAAAUCCUCUGCUGGCAACUGCUGAAGCUUCAAGCAAGUAUUCUUCAAAUAAGGAAAAAAAAAUAAAAACAAAGCAAAACAUCCCCAGACAAUCAACAAUUAUAGGAAGCUGUAAGAAUAGUUCAACAGUAUGCACAAGACUUGUGAAUGCUGGUUUCAGAGGGAACAGUCUUUUACACCAGGGUUUGGGGUAAAGUAGCAGGAAGUUACAUGAUGCAAAUGAACACAGAUGCUCCUAAAGUGUAACAAUUAUUAGUUUUAUUU